Messenger RNA from Anopheles cruzii, 666 nucleotides. RefSeq names its product gustatory and pheromone receptor 33a-like. Gene Ontology annotation, cellular component: membrane; dendrite; axon. Gene Ontology annotation, biological process: sensory perception of taste. The coding region runs from base 1 to 666 and encodes 221 amino acids. NCBI's taxonomy places the organism in Eukaryota, Metazoa, Arthropoda, Insecta, Diptera, Culicidae. The record is from RefSeq and is a predicted model, not a curated record. The transcript is spliced from 4 exons.
AUGCUUGAUGGUUUCAUAGAAAGCUUGCAGAAACAAAACGCCGGUGGUCAGCAACCAGCCGAAAAGGACAUCUUCGAAAAGGUUACUUUUAUAAAGCAAAGAACGUCGGUUCCCAAUCAUGAACAUAUCACUGGCGAACAGCUUACACAAAUGUUUAUCAUUCAUGAGAAUGUGGCCAAACUGGCGGAAUAUAUCAAUUCAGCAUAUUCGCUGCAGGUGAUAGCGAUCGUUUCAGUAGCAUUCGUAAAUAUGCUAUUUGCGUUCUUCAUCGAAACCAAGCUACUCUUCUGGAACAUAAACAUGACGGAUCUGAUUGUACAAGCGGCUCGUUAUGGCUUUGAAUGGAUUCCUGGGUGUUUGCUUAUCUACUACAUGCUAAUUGUAUGCGCUUCCACACAUACUGAACUUUUCAAAUCAGCUACAUUGUUGCACAAACUGUUGCAGUACAAAUCAAACAUCUUCAUCGAUGAUCAACCGCUUUUUGAACGAGCGAAAGCCAUCGCACUGCAGUUGUUGCACCGUAAAAGAGUUUCGCUUUUCGACGGCAGUGGGCUGUUCAAGCUGGACUUUACGUUCAUUUUCUCGAUAUUUAGCGCUGCAACGUCAUACUUGAUCGUGCUGCUACAAUUCGACCUGUCGAAAGAUCUACAGAAGGCUACACUUUAG